Molecule: messenger RNA, 1168 nt
Organism: Aspergillus steynii IBT 23096
Lineage: Eukaryota; Fungi; Ascomycota; Eurotiomycetes; Eurotiales; Aspergillaceae
Exons: 4
Coding region: 242-1168 (308 amino acids)
Source: RefSeq, a predicted model, not a curated record
AUUUUCUCAUUAUUCAUAUUCGAUUUGUCUCCUUUGAUAGCGACUUGCAAGCGAAGGUAAGUUCUCACGUAUCACAGCCCUAGAGUGCUUCCUGCUAUAAACGCAAAGAAUACACACGCACCGUUGAGAAGUCUGUUGAAGAUACAUUUGGACGAGCUAUUUAAAACUGCUAAGGAUUGUCAUUCAGCACAGCUGAAAACCAGUUAUUGACUUGAGUUAAUGUCCCUGUCUCUUUGAUGUUAUGUCGAGCAGACACGAACUUGAUUCUAUAAUGGAAAGCAAGGCCGUAAAAGCCGCCCAGAAUGAGUUGAACGGGUUUGAAGCAAUGAGUCUUCUACUGGGUGAUUAUGGAGAUAAGCUCGAGAUUACUGGAGAGGUGGUCAAAGCUGCAGUAAGAAAUGAGAGGAGUGGUCCUAAAGUGCUGGCUUUGCUGCUUGAGGAACGAGGGGACAAGGUUAGGAUUACCGAAGAGGUAGUUAAGGCUGCAGUGAGAAAUCAGUGGAGCGGAGAGAGUCUGCUGGCUUUACUCCUUGACAAACGAGGUGGUGAGGUCAAGAUUACUGAAGGCCAAAAUGAUCAUAUAUGGAUACGGAAGCUCCAGGGUACCGGAUACAGUCUCCAGGAGAUCGCCAAUCUUCUGUUGGACGAAGUGCAGGACUCUCUUUGGAUAUUUUUCGAACCAACCGAAAUUGCUUGUUUUGUGAUCCAACCAAAUAGGCAUGUUCCGCGAUGCUCACAUCGGUAUUGUUCAGAACAGCAAUAUUUAUUAGAGGACCCACGAGGGUGGUUGUCCAAGCAGGAACCGGCAGCUGGCGACUUUAAAGAUGUGCUUGAGAUAGUUGAAGAACUUUGUGGUCUGGCUGGAAUAGGCCCAACGGCGCGAACAGAAUCUGACUGGGUUGGGUUCGUUGAACUCCACGAGGAUAAUCAGUCGGCUGUCGUGUCCUAUAUACUAGCUACUGACGAAAUCCCCAUGUUCAGUGUUGACCGUCUCUGGUCGCGUAUAUCUCAGGCCCUGGAAAAGUUAUGCUGUGCAGCUGGCCUAAUACAGGCGAGGGAUCUAUGCUGCAACUCAUUUACCUUUCUACGGCUUCGAAACGAGAAUCUUGAAGCGCCAGCCAAACCCCUCGGAGAAGUAGUUCGAGUAGGUUUCCAGCUUCAAAAGUAG